Messenger RNA from Clarias gariepinus (North African catfish), 2177 nucleotides. RefSeq names its product endonuclease/exonuclease/phosphatase family domain containing 1 (gene eepd1). Gene Ontology annotation, cellular component: plasma membrane. The transcript has 7 exons. NCBI's taxonomy places the organism in Eukaryota, Metazoa, Chordata, Actinopteri, Siluriformes, Clariidae. The record is from RefSeq and is a predicted model, not a curated record. The coding region runs from base 202 to 1689 and encodes 495 amino acids.
GUGUGUGAGUGCGAGUCCACUCAAGAGCUGACACACACACACACAGACACUGCAGUGGAGACGGAAAGUGCAGAACAGACAGAUAGAUAGAGAGAGACCGCGCGCUUUUACGCAUCAUCAUCCUCCUCCUCCUCCUCAUCACCCCAGUGCGGCUCUUAUGCGAGCUGCGGCGUGGCCGGAGAGUGUGAGCGCGCACGGGUCAUGGGGGGAAACCUGGGGUGCCACCGCUCGCUCCCGGGGGACCCCGUGGACGCGCGGCAGCGCGGGCGCAAGUUCAGCGCGACCUGCAGCUUCGCGCACGUCUCCGCGCACAACCUCGCGCGCCUGAACGUGAACGCGGCCAGCGAGGAGGAGCUCAUGACCCUGCCGGGGGUCAGCCGGGCGGUCGCGCGCGCCAUCGUGGAGCACCGCGCGCGCAUCGGCGGCUUCCGCAAGGUGGAGGACGUGGCGCUGGUGAGCGGCAUCGGGGCCGCCCGGCUGCAGCUCAUCAGGCCGGAGAUCUGCGUCUCCAGCCGCCGGAGGAGCAGCAACAACAACAACGUUGUCAGCGGCGACCCGCGCAAGGAGCACGAGCGGCACCAGCACCGCGCAUCCGUGACGCUCUCGUGGACGCCCUCCAGCCGCCCGAGCUCGCCCGGCGCCGGCGCGCACCCGCAGCUGCACCUGCCCCCCGGCGGACCCGCGCACAUGGCGUCCGAGCGGCCCGAGGUGCAGCCGCCGCCGCCGCGCGCGCGCCACGGCAAGCCCGUGCUGCGCGUCGCCACGUGGGACCUGCAGCGCUGCUCCAGCGACAAAGCCAACAACCCGGGGGUCAAAGAGGUGGUGUGCAGGACCCUGCUGGAGCGAGAUAUCAAGUUGCUAGCCGUACAGGACCUGGCCGAUCAGCAAGCGCUGGAUAAGUUUUGCACAGAGCUCAAUCAGCCGACUCUCUCCAGCGUGUGUCAUUGGAAAGGCCCUCGUGGUGUGUGGAAAUGUGCUGCUUCUGGGAAACCCACUGGGGAGUCCUCUAAUGGUUCAGAAUAUUCUGGUUUCCUCUGGGACUCCUCGGCUGGCAUCCAGCUGAAAGAGGCCGUGGUUUUGGAGAGCGCUGCUGCUAACGGCAACGGGAACGACGCCCAGCCCAAAGCGUACCUCGGACACUUUUAUAUCGGAUCGUCCGAGCUCACCGUAGUCAACGUGCACCUCAAACCUCCACUGGCACCCAAGCAGCAGAAUGGGCGGAGCCACAAAUCAGAAGAAGCCAAAGCCCAUAGGCUGAGCCCUGGAGUGCAGGAGACUCUGAGAGGGGUGAAGAACGUGUUGGUCGUCGGAGGCUUUGGUCUUCCACCAGACAAUGCUCAGUUUGAGGCUCUGAAGAAGGAGAAGCUGAGCGCCCUGGUGCCUUCCUCAGUCAACACCAACAUCAGCACCAAAGCACCGCAGGGAUCCAGCUGCCUGGACAACAUCUGGGCCAGCCGGAGCAUCAAGAAGCUCUACACAGGUCAUUACUUUGUCGUGCGGGAGGGCCUGACCAACCCCUGGAUCCCUGAUAAUUGGUCAUGGGGCGGAGUGGCCUCGGAGCAUUGUCCCAUCAUGGCAGAGUUUUACACAGAUUGCACAAACGAGCAGAUGACGAAGGAGCCUCUGCACAACGGUAGCAGCGUGGCGGUGGUGGAGAGGGAUGAAAUCACACCCAAACACGAGCGGUGACCCUUGAACUCGGGCUGUGGAGACGGCGUCACGGUGGCAUGACAUCACUACAGAGAGAGACUGAGAUGGACUGAGGCUGCGUCUUUUUUCAGCUAUUGUACAGUAGAGAUGAUUUUAAAUGUAGAGAAAUAAUCAGAUAUUUAAGGAAAUGAGAGAGAGAGAUAUGUAUUAUUAAAUUUUUAAAAUUACACAUGUGCUAAAAACUUUUUAAUGAAGUACAUGGAAUAAAGCAAUAAUGAGAAUUUAACUGAAAAAAAUGUUCAGUUGACAGAAAGACAUUUGUGUAAAUUUCCUGUUUAACACUUCCUCCGUUUCAGUAACAAAGAGUCGCAAAUUAAUAUUUUAAAUAUAUCUGAAUCAGCACUGCUAAACAUUUACAAAUAUAAAAACAAUUCAAGUGUCAAAGAUCAACUUCAUACCUUCAUUCAUCAACUUUGUGGUUUCACAAAGUGCUUAUAUGAGUUACAUCAUUUUAAAUGUAACAAAAU